CCGAACUUGACCACGAUACAGCUAGACAUCACAUAAGCAGAUGAAUUGCCCAUAUAUAGAUAGAAGUCAAAUCAUGUGUCAUGUGUAAUGACACGAAUAAGGCAAGUGCACUAGUUGUUCUUCCCCAACUUCAGUAGUGGCACUAAACUAGACUCCCUUCUAACCCCCACACUUUCACAUCUCCCAUAAAUGACACCCCCACAAACUUUCUUCCAACAUCUCAAACUUAAGCCAAGAUGGAAUUGAAUGAUGUUGCGAGUAUUGCAGGCGAGGAAUUUCAUACACUGUUCAUUUAAUAAAUGCACUAAUAAUGAAUUGUGUAGAAGUAAAAAUGAAUUACCCAGGCCCAUCCCCUGAAACCGAAAUCAACAAUCCAUACAAUUAUAUCUUCGCGACAGAAGAGCCAGUAUUCCACAGAUUUCCCGACUUUCCUCAAGAAGUUCGUGAUAUGAUUUGGGAUCGGGCUGUCGACCAUGACUCAGCCCCUGACGUUGUGCUUUCUUCGCCCACUUUUCCCAACACCCCUUUCCUCUUUCAAGUAUGCCGAGAAUCGCUAGCAGCUUGUUUGAGGAGAUACACCAUUUUCAGACAUCCAGAUACAUCUAGCACGGGCGACGAUGCUCUCGACUUCUUCGCUUGGAUCGACUAUGAACGUGACGUACUUGAAUUCAAUGACUGCUUUGACCGGCAGGCAGGUAAUCGAGAACACAAGGAGGAUCGUCUCAUGUAUGCUUCGCGACUUCACAAAGACUUACUACUUCCAGUCAAAAAUCUUGGAAUCAACGCAUACGACUUGCUAUCACUAAUAGAUCGCUCUAUAAAUGUAUGA
Messenger RNA from Botrytis byssoidea, 829 nucleotides. RefSeq lists its product as uncharacterized. NCBI's taxonomy places the organism in Eukaryota, Fungi, Ascomycota, Leotiomycetes, Helotiales, Sclerotiniaceae. The transcript is spliced from 2 exons. The record is from RefSeq and is a predicted model, not a curated record. The coding region runs from base 311 to 829 and encodes 172 amino acids.